Messenger RNA from Xenopus tropicalis (tropical clawed frog), 1526 nucleotides. RefSeq names its product SUMO peptidase family member, NEDD8 specific (gene senp8). Gene Ontology annotation, biological process: proteolysis. Gene Ontology annotation, molecular function: cysteine-type peptidase activity; deNEDDylase activity. The coding region runs from base 584 to 1231 and encodes 215 amino acids. The transcript has 3 exons. NCBI's taxonomy places the organism in Eukaryota, Metazoa, Chordata, Amphibia, Anura, Pipidae. The record is from RefSeq and is a predicted model, not a curated record.
ACUGGCAGCAGGGCACGGCGACGUAAAGGGGGCGGAGUUUAAAGCUGCAAGAGGAAGUGACUGAUCUGAGCUGGAGAUCAGACUUAAUGUAGACAUACAAGCACCUUCUGGCUGCGUUAACCAAUACUUACAAAAACGAUAGUCUUCUCAGAGCUCUGUAUCUGUAACUCACAGGGUAGCUCAGCGUUUUAGCUAAACACGGGAGACUUCUGUGAACUCACAAACUGCGCACUACCAGACUCCCGCCAGUAGGUGGAACUUAUAUACAGCACGUGAGGAUGAUGCAGGGUGUCACGUGUCAAUGACGUUGACGGCGUUCCAAAAGGCACUAGGAACUAGCAGCUACCCUUAAUGUAGGGAUAGAGUUCCUUUAUCACAGAUUUAAUGUUGCUCCAAGGGUUGUUCAAAGAUUUUUUUCUUACAACCUAACCCUGAUUGGAGCAUCUCCAGACUGCACUUGUUUCUUAGCAUCCUGUAUCCUGAAGGUGUGGCUGGCAGCCCUAUCUCAGUGAAGGUCCUUUAUUGAAUAUUAAAGGAUGUGGUUCCCAAGAGGUAGCAUUACGCCUCGGAGGUCUCAGUGAGCAUGGAAAAAGUAGUAGUGAGUUUUGGAGAUGCCCUCCUAAGGUCCUCAGAUGUUGCCCUCCUUGAUCCACCCCACUGGCUGAAUGACAAUAUAAUUGGAUUUACCUUUGAGUUUCUGUCGUCAUCCUUGCCUCCUUUGCAAGCCCAGCAAGUCUCAUUCCUCAGCCCUGAAGUGAGCCAAUUUAUAAAGUGUUGUGGAAAUGAGGCCUCGGAUUUCCUGGAACCAUUGGACCUGCCCAGCAAAGAACUUGUUCUGAUACCUGUCAAUGAUAAUACAGGCCCUGAAGCUGGAGGAACCCACUGGAGCCUUCUUGCUUAUGUUCGACGAUACACUGUUUUUCUACAUUAUGACUCUUCCCCUGGAACCAAUGCACCACAUGCCAGACUCAUGGCCAAGAACCUUGAUGUUCUUUUGGGAGGAAAACAAAAUUACAGAGAAGAAGAUGCCCCUGUCCAACACAAUAGCUAUGAUUGUGGCAUGUAUGUGGUGUGUGUGGCGGAAGCACUAAGUGAACAGCAUCUGCAUGGUCAUGAUAGUAUGUUCCUGCGCAAUAUCACACCCCAGUUUGUCACCCAAAAGAGAGUAAAGUGGAAAGAAAUCAUAAAAGGACUAAGCUGUAAGUCACUCAGUCACAACCUGCAAGUUUAAAGAACCCUAAUAUGUCUUGAGUCCUAAGCUAUUGUCAGAAACAUUAAGAACUUUGGAAUAGAUCAGAGAAUACUGAUUUGUUUGUAUCGACUGUCAUCUAGGAACAGAAGCCUAUUAUCUAAAAUGAGAUUUUACAGCAACUCUACAAUCAAGUCCACACAUUUCUAAUAAAAUAAACCUUUGCUAGAGGUAUCAUAUAUUUAAAGUGAAUUUGCUACUACCAUUGUGUCCCUCUUUGCUAAUAUAGGUGCAAACACUGUUUUCAUGUUUACAAAUAAAAUAUGGAGCUGGGGAA